Molecule: messenger RNA, 3421 nt
Organism: Homalodisca vitripennis (glassy-winged sharpshooter)
Lineage: Eukaryota; Metazoa; Arthropoda; Insecta; Hemiptera; Cicadellidae
Gene: rb
Product: AP-3 complex subunit beta-2
Biological process (GO): intracellular protein transport; vesicle-mediated transport
Cellular component (GO): AP-3 adaptor complex; membrane coat
Source: RefSeq, a predicted model, not a curated record
UUUUUUUAGAUAGAUACUGUACACUGUACAGUACGAGUGAGUGUAAUGUAAGACUAGCCUAGGACUGAAACUUUAUGAUUGGUGAUAGUAAAGUAGAUAGUGCAAUCUAAACGUCUGCAUUCUUCUAAAUCGCUUGAGUUGUGUUGGACUGUUAGUUGAGACUGCCCCUUGCAAGAUGGCAAACAAUGGUUCAUACAGCAAUGACCGCUCUUCUGCGAGUGCAGAUAUUGACUAUGCAACAGAUCCAGCAUCUGGAAGUUUUUUCAAUUCGGAUUACAAAAAGCAUGAAGAUUUGAAGCAGAUGCUUGAUGUUAACAAAGAUAGUUUGAAACUGGAGGCUAUGAAGCGGAUUAUUGGGAUGGUCGCAAAGGGAAGAGAUGCGUCAGACCUAUUCCCAGCUGUAGUCAAGAAUGUGGUCUCCAAGAACAUAGAGGUGAAGAAAUUAGUGUAUGUGUACUUGGUACGUUACGCUGAGGAACAGCAAGACUUGGCGCUCCUGUCCAUCUCUACAUUCCAGCGAGCACUCAAGGACCCUAAUCAGCUGAUAAGAGCGAGUGCUUUGAGAGUGUUGUCCAGCAUCAGAGUGCCAGUGAUUGUGCCCAUCGUGAUGUUGGCGAUUAAAGACUCUGCAUCUGACAUGUCUCCUUACGUCCGCAAGACUGCCGCACAUGCCAUUCCUAAAUUAUACAGUCUCGAUCCUGACCAGAAGGAAGAGCUGAUUCUUGUGAUCGAGAAAUUACUUUCUGAUCGCACGACGCUUGUCGUUGGCUCAGCAGUAAUGGCAUUUGAGGAGGUAUGUCCGGAGAGAAUUGACCUGAUCCACCGCAACUUCCGGAAGCUUUGUAACCUCUUGGUGGAUGUGGAUGAAUGGGGACAAGUCAUCAUCAUCAACAUGCUGACUCGCUAUGCUCGAACACAGUUCACUGAUCCAAACUUAGAUGAUGCUGGAUUGGAUUCAGACGACAACCAGUUGCCGUUUUAUGAGGAGGACGAGCCAGAAAGUGACAAAAACAAGAAACCCGCCCCCAGCUUGGAUCCGGACCAUAAGUUGUUGUUGCGCAAUGCCAAACCUCUACUGCAGAGUAGAAAUGCUUCUGUGGUGAUGUCUGUAGCCCAACUCUACCACCAUCUGGCCCCUCGCAGUGAAGUUUCUGUUGUCGCCAAGUCUCUCAUCCGACUGUUGCGGUCCCACAGGGAGGUGCAGUCGGUGGUACUCAACUGUAUCGCCUCCAUAUCCACUAUUAGGAAGAGCAUGUUCGAGCCAUUCUUGAAGAGCUUCUUCGUGCGAACUAGUGACCCAACACACAUCAAACUGUUGAAACUAGAGAUUCUAACUAAUCUUGCCACGGAGUCAAGCAUCUCCUUCAUCCUGCGGGAAUUCCAGACCUACAUUUCCAACCCGGACAAGGAGUUUGUGGCAGCAACCAUCCAGGCUAUUGGCAGAUGUGCCUCCAAUAUCAAGGAGGUUACUGACAGUUGUCUAAGUGGCCUUGUUUCUAUGCUGUCUAACAGAGAUGAGGCGGUUGUGGCGGAGAGUGUCGUCGUGAUCAAGAAGCUGUUGCAGUCUCAACCAUCACAGCACAAGGACAUCAUUACACAGAUGUCAAACUUGGUGGACACGAUAACGGUGCCGCAGGCGAGAGCUUCCAUCCUCUGGCUUCUGGGGGAGUACAGUCGGCUGGUGCCACACAUAGCCCCUGAUGUGUUGCGCAAGAUGGCCAAGACUUUCAUUCAUGAGGAGGACAUAGUGAAGCUCCAGGUUUUAAACCUUGCUGUGAAGCUUUACCUGACGAACCCGGACCAGACAAAACUGCUGUGUCAGUACGUGUUCAGCCUGGCACGUUACGACCAGAACUAUGACAUACGUGACCGUUCACGCUUUCUACGUCAGUUUGUGCAUACCGACAACCCGUUUGCACAACAUGCUCACCAGAUCUUCCUCGCAACCAAGCCGGCACCCCAGCUCAAUUCCAAGUUCAAAGACCAAGAACAACUGCAGUUGGGUUCUCUCUCACACUAUAUAAACACGCGAGCGGCAGGCUACCAUGACUUGCCUCAGUUCCCUGAGACCGCCCCGAGUGUUGGGGAGCGCAACGUGGUGGAUCCAACUCCAGCUGCCACCACCAACACAGAGCAGGCACAGGACAACUCCUUCUUCACCAACAAAUCCGCCCAGAAGCCCACCAAGAAGAAGAAGUCCUUCUAUUCUGAGUCGGACAGUUCACCACCUGAUGAAUCCGAAGGAUCAGGAGGAAGCUCUGAAGGGGAAGAGGAAGAAGGAGAAGAAGAGUCAGGAGAUGAAGAGGAUUCCUCAGAAAGUGAGAGCGAGUCAGAGAGUGAAUCGGCCAGUGAAGAUGCAACUAAGAAGCCCAAUACAGUCCAAGCCAAUACCAAGGAAAGUGAGAGUGAGAGUGAAGACUCAUCUGAGGAAGAGAGUGAUGAUGACAGUUCCUCCGGUACUCCGGUCGCUGUCACUCCUGUCAAGAAGAAACAACAGCCAGCUGUCACCCCUCAGGCCACUCCCAAGUCCAACCUGGAUCUGCUGUUAGACUUCAGUGAAGAUGCUCCAACCAUGACUCCUCUAAUGACACCUUCUCUGGGAGGUUUCCUGACACCCCUUGUUGCCACUCCUACGUCUCAGAACGUUGCAGCCUCGUCCAUUCAGCUGGCAAGUGCAGCUUACAUUCCUGCCAAGAGUGUUGAGGUACUGAACAAAGUGUCUGGUGGUGGACUGAGUGUGAGCUCUCGAUUCACCCGGGCCCCCCACCUGUACUCCCCCGCCAUGGCGACCCUCCAGCUGACUUUCACCAACCACACAGCAGGGCCCCUUACUGACAUCAGGGUCACUGACAAGGUUGUCAGUGGGGGAAUGGAGGUCCAUGAUUUUGCACCAAUCGCGAGCCUGGAGCCCAACACGUCGACACAGGGAACUCUGGGUGUGGCAUGGAAUGACUCGACACAACCGAUAACAUUGGAGGUGGGCUGGGGGCAAGGGAGGGCUAAGCUGAGUCUGAGGGCUCCGGUGGGGGAGUUGGUCCGACCGGUCACAAUGCCUGUCAACCUCUUCCACACUGAGCAAGGGAAACUGAGGGGUAUGAACGAGCACCAAGACAAAGUAGACUGGUCUGGUGACACAGCAGCUGUCUGUCAGAGAGUAUUGCAGGCCGCCAAUGUGGGAUCCAUCGUAACCGUUGAGCCUGGCAUUCUCAGGUUUGCUGGCCAAACACUCGCUUCCAAAUCACUAGUGCUUGUCACUUGCAAGACUAUUGAAGACUCAAAAUCCGUGGAAGUGACGGUGAAUUGUGAGAAGAUGGUCAUCGGAUCAAUGCUUUUGAAUGCAAUCAAAAAGAGCCUUCUCAAUCCAGAUUCCUAAAUAUAAAUAAUACUGUCAUUAUAUUACAUUAAACUAUUAUUAAUUAAU